This is a messenger RNA of Macrosiphum euphorbiae (potato aphid), 306 nucleotides long. The record is from the annotation of a GenBank genome assembly. NCBI's taxonomy places the organism in Eukaryota, Metazoa, Arthropoda, Insecta, Hemiptera, Aphididae.
AUGUGGUGUUUGCAACUAGUGGAGCAGAAAGUAGAUUCAAACACUAUGGUUGAAGCCUACAUACCUGUAAUUAAUUCUGUUAUAAAAAACCUUAAGUAUAGAUUCUCUAAAGAGAGUUUACUCAUGGCAUGCUCUGUUGAAUGUUUUAUGAAAAUGGAUUUUAUAGAAAGUUCAUAUUUUAUAAAUCAUUACAAGGAUAUUUUAAUUAUGGAUAUUCAUGCUUUCAAAUCACAAAUGACUGUAGCAAGAAACUGUAUGAUUACUAUUAAACCUGAUUUUGAUAUUAAUGAUAUAUUAGCAAAGUGA